This is a messenger RNA of Psylliodes chrysocephalus, 8426 nucleotides long. Lineage: Eukaryota; Metazoa; Arthropoda; Insecta; Coleoptera; Chrysomelidae. The record is from the annotation of a GenBank genome assembly.
CGAACGAGAAAGUGAACACAAUUUAUUUUUAUUUAUUUACUGUAUCAGCUGUUUAUUUGAAUCGUUUGUGUGUUUGUUGGUAUCUAUUUUACGGAAUGCCAUUUAUUUCUAAAGAUUGGAGAUCUCCAGGAGAGACUUGGGUUAAAACACAAGAAGGAUGGGAGAAAAAGAAGGUCCUAGAAAAUUGCAAAACCUCUUCAAAAAUUUUAAGAAGUGACAGUUCUGAAGAAGAAAGUGAUCCAGACACUGCCAUUCAACCCCAUUGUCACAUUACAAUAAAAUGUACAAAAGAAAUAGCAGGCUUUAAUGAAUUCGACGAGGCUGUGAAACGGCUGGAUUUCAGGAGCGCAGUCAGAGACGUCCGUAGAUUUAACUAUAUAUGCGCUCUACUAGAACUUCUCAUAGGACAACAGAUGACAGCUUUAUCGGGAUGUUCCCAAAAAGUGCUUCUCGCCAUGUUGGAGGAAGUAGCUAGUCACGCAACUACUAGUCAACAUAACCCCAGAGGUUUUCGACAGCUGUUAGGCAACUUGAGGGCGCUCAGGUCUGCUGAAAGAGGCGCCUGCUGGGGAGGUCCUUUGGGAUCUCAAGUCCUCUGGCACCAACACGCUACCAAAAUCGAAAGGAUAUUAAACAUGGCAGCCCAAAUGCAGAUCCGCGAACCAAAUACUCAACCGAAAUUAUUGCAACUGCCAGAAGAAUGUAUUAGAGAAAUAAUUUUAAGGUUAUCCGACCACAGAGAUUUGACAGCCAGUGCCGAAUCCUGCGAACAAAUGGCAGCUAUCGUAAGCGAACAAAGGAUCUGGAGGGAAUUGGUCAAGUUCCAUUUCACUUCACAGCAAGUCGAGCUAGUUUUACCCAAAGAUAGUAAUCAAAUUGAUUGGAAGGAAGUUUAUCAUUCGUUGAAAAAAACCUUCGGUUUAAACGAGGAAAGGCAAUACGCCGAAAUGUUGUCUCUAUGUCGAUACUGCCGCUGCUUGUUUUGGAGAUCCCUUGGCCAUCCGUGCAUCGCAGAUCAAUGUCCCGAAUUUCGAGCUCGCAUCCAGGAAGCCGGAGGAGCCAGCGCUCCAUGCCCCGUCCCUCCGUCCGCCUUCCUCAAAUUCUUUUCCUUGUAGUUGCCUUCUCACUAUCCCAGAGACGUAACAUAAGUGACAUUGUCUAUCAACGAUCACAAGAGAAAACUGACUCAUACGAUUUUUUUCAUUUAAAAUGAAUUGGUAACUUAUUUUUGUAUGAAAUUGAAAUAGUGUAUUCAUUACAAUAGACCCGUUUUUGUCCGAAGCGUUUAAGUUGAUUAAUAGCGAAGAUAUUUAGUUCUGAUGUAAUGCCAGUCCAUCUAUUUUUCUGUAUUAUUGCUUCCCGAAUCCUUACUAGUAUCGAUCCGUCCAUUCUCAUUAAAUGUGCUCACCAUUCCAAUUGUCUUUUCAGAUAUUUUUUAAUGUUUUUGCCUCUCAUUAUGUCUCUUUUGGUCAACCAUCAACUUCUCGACAGCUUGUGUUUAUGUUACUCAAGCUGAUCUAAUUUGUUUGCUCAUACCUAAUUAUUUCAAUCGCAAGUAAUGUGGGAUAAGCCAAAAAUAUGUUUAAGUCCUUAAAGUGUAGGAACUUGAAUUUAAAGCUCGAUUUCCCUUGGUUUUCUCUGUUUAUAAUUUCCUCGAGUAUUUCUUAUGCUUCGUUUAUUAUUUUUGAAAAUUCCUCCAUAUAUUACUCUAGUGUUUCAUGAUUUGUUUGUUCCUUUAUUUGGCCUUUUUCUUGUUGUUGGGUUUCUACUUUUUCUGAGUUUCUUAAAUACUGGAUAUUUGCCGUACCAACCUUGUAUCCUUUUUUAUUGCACGGUGGACAGGAUUCCUUGUUUGCAUUAGUUAUCAGUCCUUCCGUAGUUGAAAUUGUGCUAAUUAUGAAACGUUUUACCAUGUCUAUUUUGAUGUGGUCUUGCUGGUGAUGAGUAACCUUCAAUCCCUUAGUGUUUUUAAGAUUUCUUAUUGCCACUACGGGUAAUUUGUCCCUGGCUAAGGCUUUGAAGGAGCUGAGUACCUCCUUGCAACUCUUUGCACUGUCCACGACAAUAUGUCCUUAGGUGUCUCUUUUUCUGUUGUUUGUUGGUGGUGUAGAUGUUUAUUCAUCAUACUAUUCUUACCCUUGAUGAUCACUUCAGUCAUUUUUCUUAGCAUGAUUUUUUUGUGAUGAAUGGCUAUCCUUUUGUCUUCCUUGGUCUCUUCUUUUAGUUUCUGAAGCACUAUUCUAUAUACUUUCCAUGGUAUCGUAAUGAGUCUCGUUUUUUCCUAAUCUGGUAAGGCAUAGGAUCUGCCUCUGCCUAGUUGGACUGUAAUGUGUACUUAUCGUGUUUUAUUAGGAGUCUAUGCAGCUCAUUUUGUCGAGGCUGAUGUGACGUCAUAACCGAAACUAUCCUGACUGCUGACUUAUAACUCCUGAAUAGUAAGUCAUUCUAGAGCGAUUUCAUUGUUGUAACCAAGAAAAUUCAUAGAAUUAUUUUAUACAAAGGUCGUCUUUUAAGUGGCCGAUGUUUUCUAGGGUUCAGUAAAAAUAAACUAGUCAACAUAACAACUCGUCUAUACUAUUUUUCUCUGAGCUAAACUAUUCGAGGUGCCGAUGCAUCUCUGUCCGCGAAUGGUUUAUUUACUUUGAAUUUUGUUUGCUAUUAUUUCCAUCUGUCUCUUGAAUCCUCAGGGUUCGAGCGUGGUGGCACUGUAACCUUCAAAAGUUAUUGUGCCACAAUUUGGGAGUUUUUGCAUUAAUUACACCUUAUGGCAAAUGGUUAAUUGCUACUCAUUAUCAUCAUCAGCAUAAUCAAUAAAUACAUUUCAUUUUAUCAUCUGUAGUAUAAUUUCUUCUAUUAGGUUUUAAUUAUUAAUAAGAAGCGAUAUUCUUUCUUCUGGUACCAUUCUUCGUAAAAAAAUCAUCAUUGACUGUUAUUCACAGCUCUUGCCGAAUGUCUUGUUUCUUUGGUGGGUCUAAUAACCUAGUCUGCUAAUGGUCUUACUUAGGGACAUUUCUGUAGCAGCUAUUCUCUGUUAGUCUCUUUUCCAAAGAUGUGCAAUAUUGUUGUAACAGCCGAUGUAAUUCCGUCAUCCAUCCAACACUGCAGUGGAGGCAACACUGCUUGACUCCGAAAACGUCCAAAACAAAGCAAUACUCGAAACUCGCUAUGGCUUCAAGAAUAUUUACUAUACGCCCUAAUUUUCAGCUUCAAAUCGCCAAUAGCUUGAACAUUCAUUACUCUCUUUAUUCUCCUUCCUCAUAUGCUUUUUAAAAUGAGUUUAAGCAAGAGGCAUUUUUUUGGACUGUUUCUUCUGUCUACUUAAGGGUUUUUUGCGACGUUGGUUACCAGCUAUCUUUCCGUCUUUUUGGGACCCAGAAGCUAUUCAUUCACCUGCCGUAUUUCAUCCUGGUUGCAUGCUAAUUCCAUUUCCUCUUAUUCUCAGUAAUAUACGGAAGUAAUUUACUACAUACUACUUUAUAUCAUGUUAAUGGGCGUCUGGUUUCGGGUACUGUGGGUUUUCAUUAUGCCAACGUUUAAGAGUUCCCGAUAACUUCUUUUAGUUGCCGUAAUAAAAAAAAAUAAGUUUAAUUUCAAUGGGUAUGUUCAAAGAUUUGUUGUUACUGAGAAAUUUCAGAAUCGUACAAAUCGAUUGUCAGUUCUCUUGUGGCCGCUGAGGCUGAUCAUAAAUUGUAAUUCUCGAUCAAUCGAUUUGGUUGGGUGUCUUUUGAAAUUCAAUCGAACGCUGAUGGUCAUUGAUUAAAGUGCUCGAUUCGUGAAUUAGAGAUUAACAUUUUCGUAUUGAUAAGGUUUAUUUCCUUUUACAAUAAUUUUCGAGUUUAAUACAGUGUAUUAUUAAUCAUUAAGUUAUAAAAAUUCGGUGAUAGAAUUGAAGCUGUGCGAUAAGUGCGAAUUGGUAAUGUCGAAUGUCAUUUCAUGAUCGUCCGAUUUAUGAUGCUAAUUUUAUCAAAUUUUUAUUCGAAAUAUUGGGUUACUUCCGAUAUAACCGGCUUAUUCACAGUGGUACGUCAACUUCGUUAUGCCGGAAGUGAACCAGAUAGACAGGGUAAAAGCGAGUAGAAAGAGCUAAAACUACUUAGUUUAAAUUUAUUUCCUUUGCAAUUUUAUGGAUAAAAUUAAGUAGUGGAAAUUGUAAUUUUUGAUUUUUGGUUUUGAAUGGCAUAGAUCAUUAAAAAAUGGUACUGUUAUUGAUUAAGGUAUUCUAAAAACAUAAACAGUUUACAGUUUUACAGUAUGAAGGAACUUCCAUUUUAACUCUAUCCGUCUCCGAACGCUCUUUGGUACUUUCAGAGUGAAUGUACAAAAGAGUGCACAGACCGAACUAACCAUUAAUAUAUAUUUCAAAAGUAAAAAUUCUCCUUAACAUCAUAUCCAAAAAUCAAGUUUUUCUAUGUAUCCUGUUAGGCACAAUAAAUUUUACUUACAUACAAUAAAUUUCUCUUUUGGUUUUUAUCUCGGCUAUAUGAAAUUAAAAGUAUACAGACAUAAACACGUUAUUAAGACCUCUUCUAACGUAUGUAGUUUCCCAGCUGAAUAAUUGACUACCUUACCCGAUUGAUUUGGCCGAGCAGCGAAAAAUUAUUGCCAGGCUCUAGUAGGCAUGACGUUUUAGUUUCUUUUAACUAUAUAACUUAUUAUUUAAGAUCAAAUUAUGAUUUGACAACCAUUAGAAUCUUUAAAUUUUUAUCUAACAAUCAAGAAUACAUUUUUUCUACACCCACAUGGAUAUUAGCUUAUCUAUCCACAGAUUACAAAACGAAAAAGUAUGCUAUUGCCUUCAACUGAACGAAUAUAUUUCAUAUCCAUUAUAGGUAAUGAGAAUACUGCAAAAAAUGAAAUCCACCAAUCACAGUUCAUAUUUUGAUCAACCGACGGCUAUUAUUUUUAAAAUUUUAAAUAAGUAACAAUUCUGUCAAACUAUUUGUCAGUAUAUUUUUUAGUUAUUGAGGUUAAACAUACAUUAAAAUAAGUUAUUCUUGUGUAGAAUUGAUACAUAAUAGAAUUUCUAUUUUUAUUUCGUCUAUAAUUAUAAAUAAUUUGUUAAUUUAAAUAAAACUACGAGUAUUAAAGCAAAAAAAAAUAAACGCGUAGAUGGUCCUGUGGUCAGCGUUCUUGCCUUCCAUACGGAAGACUCGAGUUCAAAUCUCAGAUGGAGAAAAAUGAAAUAUUUUUUUAUUUCUUGUUUAUUUUAUUUUAUAAAUUAUUAAAAAAAAAAUUAAAUUAAUUAUUUUAUCUUAAUAACCUAAAAUAAUUUUUAAUAUUUGUAGAUUUUCGUUAGUGGGUCGUAGAAAAAAUAUACUGUACAACUCGAGUGGAUUGUCCAUAUCGCACUUAGACGAUUGAGCACUCCGCUUACGGCGUCGUGCUCAAAUUUCGUCUUUGUGCGAUAUGGCCAUUCAUAUCCACUACUACUACUAUUUACGAAUCAUUGCACAGUAUUUAUCGGCGUAUAUAGUUAAAAUAGUAAAAUAGGCAUUUUUUUGGAUUUAUCAAACUGAGAUGAAUAAAAAAAAAAUAUAUAAGGAUAUCUCUGAUUUAAUUACUUUGUGGUUGAUGCUGACAGGCUGUGACCUUGUAUUUAGGUGAUUACUUGUGCUCCAUAGCGAAAAAAAGGUCAGUUAAAUUAACAAAUAGUAGGCAGAUAUUUAUUUUUCAAUUUCAUACAUUACAAAUUUAAUUUAGUAGUAAAGAUAUAAAAAAUUAUUUACAUAUUUUUCCAAAUAACAAACUUCUCGUCUUUUACAGUUUAAAAGUUUCUACUGAUACAUUUAAGGGUAUAAAAUAAUCUUACCCUACAGAAUAAUUUUUUAAAAACCCAAUUGCAAAUUUUUCACAUGGGUGUGAAAAAUUUACACUUAGGUGUGAAAAAUUUGUAUUUUUACAAAUACUUUGAAAAGUAUCUAUUACAUUUUUGAAUAUAAUAAUACUUUUAAAAUUUAAUUAAUAUGUUACCUCUAACGAACAGAAAUUUUAUAAGAUCAUCAUGCGACAUAUUUAAGCUACCAAAUUAAUCUAAAUUAGAGUUGUUGUAAGCUUCGUAGUAGCAAAACAAAGAUGUAUCAAAUAUGUAUCAUCCAAAUUUUGAUAGACUUUUGAAUAUGCCUCACAAAUUUGACAAGGAUGAACAGAUAAAACAUUUUUUUAAACUAGGUAACCCUCAAAAUACUUUUUUUCUAAAUUGGUUUCUAACGUAGACUCUUUUUCAUAAUUGCUCCCAAGUUCUGAGAAAUGUGUUUUAGAGGGAUAUGGAAAGUAGGUAAUUUUGUAUCUUUAAUUACAUCAGGAACUCGAAAAAGCAUAUUAUCCAAGUCAUCCUCGCAGUUUUGAGUUCCAGAGAUGAUUAGCUUUGCACCGAAUAAGUUGCUAAAGGUUCUUUGAAAUUGAACGACUAUUGAAUCAUCAUAAUUAUUACUAGUUUGCUGUCUUUUAGGACCAAACAAGUUUUCCAACGGAUCUUGGUUUAAAUUUUUAGUAAAAAGGAACUUUUUUGAUUUUAGAAAAUCCCAUAAAUGAAGAAUAGAAUUAUUAUUUUAGAACCUGUUAAAAACUUCAUGUUUUUAGUUACAUUCUCGCUUAGGUUGUUUAAAACUUUUAAGUUUUCCAACGUCAAUAACCUCAUUCAAAAAUGCUAAUUGAAAGUCAAGAUUAUUAAACGCAAAAUUAUAUUUCUUCCAGUUUAAUAUUUUCGAGGAGUUUAGAAGAUAAAAUUUAUGAGCAGUUGCCUGGACUUCUUUAGAUGAGUUACUAAUUCGACGUACAUAUUUAAAGCCACUGAAACUGCAAAACUAAAUACCAGACUUUCAUAUUUUACCUACAUUUUUUCGAAAUUACUAGGAAAUAUAUGCAAGUCGCCUAGUUUAGGUGCUGAUCUAGUAAUUAAACUCUGAUCAAUAUUAUAAAAUUGUGGAUUAUAUUUCCAAGAAACUAUUUUAUUAGAUACAAAAUCAGAAAAUAGUUAAUAUUAAAACAACGAUAAAAAUAUUUAAUCAGAAUAAUAAUUAUAAAUCACACUUUCGAUAUCUCCUCCUGUGUAAGUCGCUACUGCACUGAGUUUCGAUUUAGAAUUUCGGUUUGGAUACGCUCGAAGGCUAAAAGCGUCCAGCGACCACGUGAUCAGAUAUAUCCUUCUGGUUAGUAUAUUUAUUCUUGUGAUACAAUUUUGAAAUUUCAAAAAUGUAUUGUGGCUACAAAGAAUAACUUGACUUUUGGAUAUACUUUUAGGGAGAAUUUUUACUUUUGAAACGAAUUAAAUCUUUUUUUUUGUUUUUCUGAGAAUAAUUCACUCAUCCAUAGGAACAUUUUUUGAUCUAGAAAUUAAAAUCUAAAAUUUCAACUACUUAAACAAUUUUAUCUACAAAACACCAACGGAAUGAUGAAAGGAGUCCGGAAAAAUUAUAUAUAAGCUGUGUUUGUGGCAUAAUUUUGACAGGAAUGAUAUGAUAAAUGACAAGGCAGUUAGGAUAUAAUAUAUUAAACCUUGCUUUUUAUGUUUCUGAAAAUGAAUAACAAUCCUGAGCUGUUUUUGAAAAGCAUUUCAUAUAUCUUAAAGAUAACAAAAAAUAAUGAAGGUGGAUUAUCAAUACCCAUACUCGUCGAAAUAUUUUUAUGUUCCGGGUCAUUUAAUACGUCAAUACCAAACGUUUUCCCUGGACUCCGUCCAGGUGCGUGAUGGUCGUCGAGUUAUUUUUCAGCUAGCAUUAUUAAAUUUUCUGGAAAAGGGAUGACUCCAGGAAAAACAUAAUCUUUUUUUGUUAUAAAUAAUUUUAUUUAUCUUUGUAGGACGCACUAUUCUCGAGGAUACCUUGUAUCCACUUUAUUUUAUAGUCAUUACGAGACAUAUUAUAAGAACUCAUUUAUUAUCAUUCAUUUUAAAAGGAGAAAAGAUAGUUGUUGACUCGAAAAUUAAUGAAAAUAGAUCGACAUGAGGCGUUCAAAAGAUAUUUCGAAAACAGUUCUGAAUUGCAAAUUUAAUCUAAUUCGAAACAAACUUUUUACAGAAAAAUCUUUUUAUUUUGACUGAUUUUUUACAUUUUUUUUACAAAACUAGUAUUUAGGUAUUUGAAACGUUCUAAUAGCUUUACGUGAACUAUAACUAAAAAUAAUAUAUAUUAUAAUUAAGUGAACUAAACUUUAACUUGUGUGGGUUACUGGCUAGUUGUUUAUCUACUGACGGUUUGGAGCUUUAGUUAACAUUUUAACUAAACUAUAGGCUCUUUUGAAAAAUAGUAUUUAAGUAACUAAUUCGGUUAUGAAACCAGUGAUUUUUAUCGGUGAAUUUCAAAAAAUGCCCUUUGUUGUGCUUCUUGUGCAUUGUGAUAUAUUUAUCUGAUUUUGAAAUUAUUUACUAUUGUGUGUAAUAAUAGAUGCUAUAUUUAUCAUAGUUACUAUAUCAGACUCUGAAUUGUGGU